AUGGAUGAUUUCGAGGAAACUCCCGGCAAUAAGCCGUUACGAUUACCUAAGAAGGCAGCCAAAGUUAAGAAUAAGGCGCCCGCAGCUCUGCAAAUAACUGCUGAACAGCUGGUUCGUGAGGCAAAAGAGCGAGAUUUGGAAAUUGUCGCUCCCCCGCCGAAAACGAAAAUUUCCGAUCCUGAAGAACUUGCAGAGUACCAACGGAAACGUCGAAAGGAGUUCGAAGAUAACAUUCGUAAAAAUCGGAAUCAAAUCGCAAAUUGGGUGAAGUAUGCGAAGUGGGAAGAGAAUAUCGGCGAGAUGCAGCGUGCACGAUCGGUUUUUGAACGUGCGCUGGAUGUGGAUCACAGAUCAAUCACCCUCUGGUUACAGUACGCUGAGAUGGAGAUGAGAAAUAAACAAGUGAACCAUGCACGAAACAUAUGGGAUCGUGCUGUCACAAUCUUACCACGAGCCACUCAAUUCUGGUUGAAAUAUUCGUAUAUGGAGGAACUGAUUGGGAAUAUACCUGGUGCAAGACAGGUAUUCGAGCGUUGGAUGGAAUGGGAACCACCAGAGCAAGCAUGGCAGACGUAUAUAAAUUUUGAGUUACGAUAUAAAGAAACUGAUCGUGCGAGGGCAGUUUGGCAGAAAUUUUUGCAUGUUCACGGUCAUGAGGUGAAGUUGUGGAUCAAAUACGCCAAGUUCGAGGAGAGGCAUGGUUAUUUCGAGAAUGCGAGAGCGGUUUAUGAGAGGGGAGUGGAGUAUUUCGGCGAGGAUAACAUGGACGAAUGGUUACUGAUCUCAUUUGCUCAAUUCGAAGAACGUCAAAAAGAGCACGAAAGGGCGAGAGUGAUCUAUCGAUAUGGAUUGGAUCAUCUGCCUGCCGAGAAAACGGCAGAAAUCUUUAAAUUCUAUACGAUUCACGAGAAGAAAUAUGGGGAGAGGACAGAUAUAGAGAAUGUGAUCGUGAGUAAACGCAGACAUCAGUACGAAAAGCAAAUCGCGGAAAACGCUUAUAACUUUGAUGCUUGGUUCGAUUACAUUCGUUUGUUGCAAACUGAAAAAACCGAUCGUGAAGAAAUGGAAGAUGUGUUCGAGAGAGCCAUUGCGAAUGUACCACCGCAAGCCGAAAAAAGAUAUUGGCGUCGUUACAUCUAUUUAUGGAUCAAUUAUGUGUUGUACGAAGAGUUGGAGAUGGAGGAUGAGGAAAGGACACGAUCCAUCUAUAAGACUUGUCUUCGGAUUAUACCUCACAGCAAAUUCACUUUCUCGAAGAUUUGGAUUAUGUUCGCGCAGUUUGAAAUUAGACAACUACAACUGCAGAGCGCACGCAAAAUUUUGGGCCAAGCGAUUGGGAUUUGUCCUCGCGAGAAAUUAUUCCGAUCGUAUAUCGAUAUGGAACUGCAGCUGAGGGAAUUUGAUCGUUGUCGCAUAUUAUAUGGCAAAUUUUUGGAAUAUUCGCCGGAGAAUACGAGUACAUGGAUUAAAUUCGCGGAAUUGGAGACGUUAUUGGGAGAUGUGGACCGAGCAAGGGCCAUUUUCGGAUUAGCAGUGCAGCAGUCAGCAUUGGAUAUGCCUGAGGUUCUCUGGAAGGCGUAUAUCGAUUUUGAAAUUAAUCAAGAGGAAUAUGACAGAGCACGACAGUUGUACGAAAAUUUGUUGGAGAGAACGACGCAUAUCAAGGUUUGGAUAAGUAUGGCAGAAUUUGAAUUGCACAGAGGUGACGUUGAUGCAGCUAGACGAAUUUAUGGACGGGCGAAUCAGGCGUUAAGGAACGGCGAGAAGGAAGAGAGAGUGAUGUUGUUGGAGGCUUGGAUGGCAUUCGAACAAGAGCAUGGUGAUGGAAAGAGCGCGGAAAAAGUAACGAAAUUAAUGCCGAAAAAGGUGAAGAAACGACGUCAAAUGCAGACCGAGGAUGGUGUGGAUGCCGGAUGGGAGGAGUAUUACGAUUACAUAUUUCCGGAUGAUCAGGGUGAGGCAUCGAAAGGAAGUUUCAAAUUGUUGGAAGCAGCGAGACGAUGGAAGGAAAAAAUGGCUGCGACAGAGGCGGUACCGUUGGAUAGAGAUGAAGCAGCACGAGGCGGUGGUUUGGGGUUGAGCUCGGAGGAGAGCACGAUCUCAGACCAGGUUAAUGUACCUGGAGGAAAGGGUAAAUUUGGGGCGGGGGAUGGAAAAAUUCGAGAGGGCGAUUCAGAUACGGAUUUGAGUAGCAGUACGAGUAGUAGUGAUACAUCAUCAGAUUCGUCUGGAAGUGACUCGGAUUCGGAUGAUUCAUCCGGAACAUCUUCCGACUUGGGUUCAGGUCAAAAGAAUGAAUCCAAAUCCAGCUCUGAACCUUCGGGAGGCAAAAAACGUUGA
Molecule: messenger RNA, 2340 nt
Organism: Anisakis simplex (herring worm)
Lineage: Eukaryota; Metazoa; Nematoda; Chromadorea; Rhabditida; Anisakidae
Source: the annotation of a GenBank genome assembly